AUGUCCAAAGGAGAUGAAUUGGUCAAUGCCUUCGCGAUUCCCAACUUCUUGCAGCGGUCCGAAUGGCUGGAGGACCAGCUGCCCCAAGCCGAUGCUGGCUUCUUUGCGCUCAAUUUAAUAGAACAAGAAUCGUCGUUUUUUACCAAUGUAUCUGACCCGAAACCCAGCGAGCUCUUCACGCUUCCCGUGAUAGACCCUGUGCCUGAGCAGGAGGAGACAACCGCCGCAAAUACCCCGAAAACAACUUGUAAAGAACCUCUGGACGACGAGGAAAGCGAUGAGGACUACUAUUGGCCGAUAGUCGACAAACCUGUAAGAAGCAAACCAGAAUACAAGACGUGGGAAAACUUCGAGUCACGCAGCGCUUGUUCGGCGAAGCCCCUGUUCAUAACAGAAGCUGGCCCAGGUGCAUUUGAUGCCUUGGCAGCGCUUGAGGAAGAUCCUUUACGUCUUGGAAGCGCUGGUUUUACCGUGGUAGAUGCGGGUUUAUACUGCAGUGCACUGAUGGCCCUGGCUCUUGGCCGAGAAUCGGUCUUCUUUUCCUGGCAAGACGAAACCGAGUCCCUCAAGCCGACUUUGCCGCAGAUCAGAAUUCCUGCUUACUCUGGCAAGGCUAUCCAGGAGGUUCAGCGUUCCUGCUUAAAGUGUGGAAACACAUACCGCCGACUGCGCAAGUUUGUCGACACUACGUAUUUGAAGAAUCCGACGCCUUGCCGCGUUGCUCUGGCGAGUGCUGUGGACAAGGCCCUCUUGGUCGUUCAGAGCAGCAUUGCCCUGAAUCAUCAACACCCGCGGUCGAUUCUCCAGGUCCAAUCUCUCGUCACCCACAUAUACACCAUUCUCCGCCAGUUCGAGUCUCUGGUGUCAAACAUACGACGAGGUCAUCUGGACGAAGAUGUGUUCGUCAUCGUGUUUCAGCAAGCUCAGUCUGCCGAGUACGCCGAAACUCAUCUCAGAGAUAUGAUGCGGGAAGUUCUUCGGCGGGUGUCGAACCCUUGGAUUGAACUGGUCGAAGAGUGGAUUGGCACCCGACGCGAAGUUGGCGUGCCUCUGGGCAAGCACGAGGUGGGCAGGCGGAAAGGCUUCAUCAAAGUUGAGUCCGAGACCUACAUCGACGACUUCGGCGACGAGGUAGACGAAGUCGACUACCGCUUGGAUAAACAGCGGAUACCCAGCUUCAUGCCGGAAGACAUAGUGAAAUCUCUCUUCGAGGUUGGACGAAACCUUCGUUUCAUCAGGUCGACACACCCAAGACAUCCCUUGGCGCAAGCCAAUGUUGUCUCGUCCAGCAGGCCUCCUACGCUAGAGUGGCUAUUCGACUGGGACUCCAUCGUACACUUGGAAAACAGGGUUCAUUCGUAUGAACGAGCCCUGCGAGAAGUCGUCAAAACCUAUUUCACAGAAGAAUCGGCAGAAUCCAAGGAGGUAUCAGCUUGGCCGAUGAGUGAUUCGCCAGUAUACCAAUUACAACUAUUCGGUCUGGAUGAGAACGAGUUGCAAAGCAAAUUGGUGGCAUCCAUCCACGACUUUGCACAGCCGAUCGCCGACUCCACAUCAGAAGACCAGCUGGGAAUCAUCAUCAGGGGUCGCCUAUCCGAUGUUACAACCGAAGCCGCGAACGCUGGCACCGAGUUCACACCGCACUGGUCACUCCUUCCAGUCCUCUCAUUCGGGUCGAUCAUAUCUGCACAAUCCCGAGUUGUCGGCCGGGAAAGCCUAAGGCUGCUCUUCACGUCCCACAAUCUGCGCGAACAUUUGAAGCUGCAGAAAGAGUUCCACUUGCUAGGCAAUGGCUUCUUUUGCAGUCGCCUAUCCCAUGCGCUGUUUGACCCCGAUCUCGAGACAGCGGAGAGGCAGGCCGGUGUUGCUCGCCAAGGCGGAGUCAUGGGGCUGCGGUUGAGCGGCAGAGACACUUGGCCACCAGCCAGUUCGGAACUGCGCCUAGCACUGAUGGGAGUUUUGACGGAGAGCUAUGAAGGACCUAUUCAAGAAAGUCUCAAACCCCGAGACGGCGAAAAGAAUGAGCUUCCGGGCGAUCUGAGUUUUGGCGUUCGAAGUUUGUCUAGCGAAGAGGUCGACAAGUGUAUGGACCAAGACGGACUAGAAGCGCUUGACUUUCUUCGGCUGUCGUACAAGCCCCCGGUCGCACUUGGAGCCAUCAUCACGCCUAUUGUGUUGGUGCAAUAUGACCGGAUUUUCCGGCUGCUGCUCCGAGCGCUCCGGAUGCAAUACACCGUCAACUGCCUCUUCCGCGAUGUCACGGCUAGGGAGUCUGGUUGGCACGAUGUCGAAGACAUAUCGGUCCGAUUCUGCUUUGAAGCUCGUCAUUUUGUCUCCAGCAUGAACUCCUACAUCUUUGACACCGGUAUUGAGAUGCCGUGGCAAUCAUUUGAGAGUCUGCUGGACAGGCUUGAAUCUGGUCUUGGAAGCGAGGACCAAGAGACGUCAUCUGGGUCGGUCCUCAGCCCCGACCGUCUGCGAGAACAUCAUUCCCAAACACUUGAUCGGAUCAUGCUAGCACUGCUUCUGCGGAAACGACAACAGCCUGUACUCAAGCUGCUUGACGAGAUCUUCCGAGUAAUAUUGAGCUUUGCCAAAUACUCCAGACUCCGCGCCGAUGGGCGAAGGGCUCGCAGCAAGGAUGAUUCAACAGCGAGAGGCCUCUACAAAACCUUUAGGCGGAAUGUUGAGGUGUUCUUGACGGUUUGCAAAGGGCUGAGUGAGAAGGAAGACUAUGGACCGAGGAAAGAUGCGGUGAGCCUGACAGAAGGCUCUGGGAGGGUUGACUCGCUGGACGACAACCCCAUUGCCCAGCUCAUCCUGAAGCUUGACAUGUCUGGCUACUACUCAAAAGUCAACGAAUACGACAUGUCUCGACCAGGCCCCUCGGCACGCAAUUUGACUCUCACUGAAGAGUUGGAGAAGCUGGAGCAGUCCAUUACUCUGACCUUGCAAGAGAUCGAUUCGAACUUUAGCAAGGCACACCGCAUCGUCACCACCAGCAUCUUACCCAUCGUUGAGCAAUAUGGCGAGCACUCGAGAAACGUCUGGGAUGCUUCAAAGUUCUGGAAGCAAUUCUUCGAGGCCUCAGCCAACGUCUCGCUCUCCGGAUACGAAGAACUAGCCAACGACGACGACUACGAAGACGAGACGGGGGCGACGGAAGAGUCGACAGCCCAAGAUGAGACCAGCGUCGACUACACGCGCACCCCCCAACGACACCAAAGCGCCGAAGACCUAACUCAGGCAUCUGUCGCCGAUUCGACGCUCCGCGCCGAAGAGUCGGUCCUCGGCGACAAUGAUCUGACAGGAAGCACCCCACGGCCGCCCAAGACCAAAACGAUCAAGCCUCAGUUUUCGAGCCUCGAGUCUCCUUACGAGGCGCUCAAGCGUGAGCUCAGGGGCGAGCCGCCCGCGCCGCACGAGGAAGACGAAGAGGACGAGGACCUCGGCAUCGAGGAGGAUUCGACGGUGCUCUUCGCGCAACACACGGCGCGGCUGCCGGACAUGUCCAUGACGCCUCGGUCGUCAUUUGCGCCACUGUCACGGCAGGAACAGCAGCACCAUAAGGACCCGCUGAUGCACCGCAUGCUCGACAAAACCUUCCGGAUCCAAGCCACGCCGCACAAGGGACCCUCCUACCGCGUGUCACCUCUUAAGCGCGAUGGUAAGGGCAAGGAGACAGAGAGAGAGGCCAUGCCUGCGUGGCGGCAAGGCUCGCCUAUGUCCUCGCCCGUGAUGGAGAUGCCCAAGCUGCGCAGCGAGGCUUUUUUGUCGCCUGCCAAGAGCAACGCUCGCCAGCGUCUCGCCGCGGCGACUGCGUCCGCGGGUCCGCGUACGCCUGGCGUAAGCGUGCAGACACCCGGCGCCGCGAGAAAGACCAAGGACGUGUUUGCUACACGGGGCAAAUACGACGAUGACACGACAACAACGGACAAUGGCGGCGCGUUUGCCAAGGAUAAGUACGAAAUCAACUGGGAGAGCGACAGCGACGAAGACAAGGCGCUGUAUGGCGGCAUGAGCCCGCCCAAGACGAUCCAGUUUGCGCUACCUCCCUCCAAGCUGCUUCAGACACCUGCUCGAGAGGCGAGUAAGCGUAUCGUAGAUGACAUCCUGCUCACGGCGGGCGCCGGGCCAGAGAGUUCGGAGGAGUACAGCCCUACGAUGGUCAAAAUGAACAAGGACAUACUCGAUGACAGCUUUUGA
Molecule: messenger RNA, 4206 nt
Organism: Colletotrichum higginsianum IMI 349063
Lineage: Eukaryota; Fungi; Ascomycota; Sordariomycetes; Glomerellales; Glomerellaceae
Product: Spc97/Spc98 family protein
Exons: 6
Coding region: 1-4206 (1401 amino acids)
Biological process (GO): attachment of spindle microtubules to kinetochore
Cellular component (GO): DASH complex; mitotic spindle; mitotic spindle pole body
Molecular function (GO): gamma-tubulin binding
Source: RefSeq, a predicted model, not a curated record